AUGUGACGUUGUUUUAAUCAUGGUACCGCUGGGGAGGGGAAGGGAAGAAAGUGCUAGCAAUCCGAAUUUCAGAUCUAUUCGGCUUCUUCACUGCACCGGAAGCUGCAGCUGCUCGGCUGUGCCGCGGCUGUGAGCGGGGCUGCGGGAUCAUGGGCGAGAAUGGCCCCCACAGGGAGGCCAUGUACUUCGAGGUGGAGGUGGACGCCCUGACGCAGCACGACGACGACGACGACAAGAUGGCCGACUUCGACAAGGAGGACGACGACGGCGACCUGCUGCCCUCCACGUCCACCUCCGCAUCGGGCCGCGUGUACGACCGCACCACCGUGCUCAUCGAGCAGGACCCCGUCGGCCUGGACGAGGAUGAGGAGGACGACGAGGAGGAGGAGGGCGGGCACUGCGGGCACGGGGGCGGCGGUAUGAGCUUCCUGGCGGAGGGCUCGGAGGGAGGCCUGACCUUCAUGGUGGACCCUGACGGCAUGUCGCAGGGUUAUGUGCAUCACACCAUCUCGCCCGACCAGAUUCAGUUCAUCAUCAAUCCCGGCUCCACCCCUAUGCCACGGAACAUAGAGGGCGCCACCCUCACCCUGCACUCGGAGUGCCCGGAGACCAAGCAGAGGGAGGUGAAGAGGUACCAGUGCAUGUUUGAGGGCUGCACGCGCACCUACAGCACGGCGGGGAACCUGCGGACGCACCAGAAGACGCACCGCGGGGAGUACACCUUCGUGUGCAACCAGCAGGGCUGCGGGAAGGCCUUCCUCACCUCCUACAGCCUGAAGAUCCACGUGCGCGUGCACACCAAGGAGAAGCCCUUCGAGUGCGACGUGCAGGGCUGCGAGAAGGCCUUCAACACACUGUACAGACUCAAAGCACACCAGAGGAUCCACACGGGGAAGACGUUUAACUGUGAAUCGGAAGGAUGCACUAAGUACUUUACCACGCUCAGCGACCUGAGGAAGCACGUGCGCACGCACACGGGGGAGAAGCCCUUCCGCUGCGACCAUGACGGCUGUGGUAAGGCGUUUGCUGCCAGCCACCACCUGAAGACGCACGUGCGGACGCACACAGGAGAGAAGCCUUUCGUCUGUUCCAGUGAUGGCUGUGAGAAGACAUUCAGCUCCCAGUACAGCCUCAAGAGUCACAUCAAGGGUCACGACAAGGGUGUGCCCCUCAACCACUCCUCUCUGUCCGAAGAUGCAAAUCACUCUCUAUGCCUGAGUGACCUGAGUCUCAUCUCCACAGACUCAGAGCUGCGCGAGAACAUUCAGAACUCUCAAGGCCUGGACCUGAACAAUGUUACUCCCGUGCGGAUAUUCGAGCUGAUGUUCCAGAGCCCGGAAAACAGCGUCAGUCAAGAUGAGGCUCCGCCUUCAGACGGGCUGGUGGAGCCGUUCACCUUGGAUAACCCCGCCCCUCCUGCCGUGUCGGACGCCAGCUCCCUCCUCUCCCUCCCCCUGCCGUUCUCCUCCUCAUCCUCCCUGACCACGCCCGCCCCAGAGACCCCCGCUCAGCCUGCGCAAGGCCCCGCCCCCGGCCCCGCGCCCUUCGUCGCCACGCCCAGCUCCCACACGCCGGAAGUGCCUGCCCCGCCCCCUGCUCAGCACUACCUGGCCCUGCAACCGACCUUCCUGCCGCAGGACCCCGCCCCCGGCCACGCCCAGGCCACGCCCCCCGCCGUCGCCACGGCGACCACCACCGUCGCCACGGAGACGCCGCCGGCGCCCCCGCUCCCCGCGGCGGCCGCCACAGUGCACACCGUGCCUUUAACCGCCAGCGCCAGCCUGACGGCCAGCCCCACCAUCACCAUCGCCCCCCCCCAGGGGCUGCUGCCGCCCAGCAUCGUCAUGUCCGACCAGAACCUGCAGUGGAUCAUCAACAGCAGCACCGGCGGCACGCAGAACCCCGAGCAGCCGCAGGGUGCAAAGGUAGAGAAGGUGUUCUUCACCACUGCCAUUCCUGUGGCUGGAAGUGCAGGUAACUCGGUGCAGCAGAUCGGGCUCAGCGUGCCCGUCAUCAUCAUCAAACAGGAGGAGUCCUGCCAGUGCCAGUGCUCCUGUAGGGACUCCAAAGAGAAGGGCAAGAGCUCUGCUCCCCCAGACCCGCCCACGGACCCGCCCCCUCCCCCUGCCCCUGGCAACGCCCUCGUCAACAUGGACAUGUCGGAUUUCCUGUCGCUCCAUAGCCCGGAGACGCCCGGCAACAUCGAGGCGCUGCUGCUCGUCCCCGAGGACUUCCCCAUCGGCGGGGGGGGGCCGGGGGGGCGAUGGCUCUGCCCCUAG
Molecule: messenger RNA, 2279 nt
Organism: Anguilla anguilla (European eel)
Lineage: Eukaryota; Metazoa; Chordata; Actinopteri; Anguilliformes; Anguillidae
Gene: mtf1
Product: metal-regulatory transcription factor 1
Exons: 12
Coding region: 150-2279 (709 amino acids)
Biological process (GO): regulation of transcription by RNA polymerase II
Cellular component (GO): nucleus
Source: RefSeq, a predicted model, not a curated record